Phytophthora nicotianae INRA-310 is the source of this 1051-nucleotide messenger RNA. RefSeq lists its product as hypothetical. The coding region runs from base 1 to 834 and encodes 277 amino acids. Lineage: Eukaryota; Oomycota; Peronosporomycetes; Peronosporales; Peronosporaceae. The record is from RefSeq and is a predicted model, not a curated record. The transcript has a single exon.
AUGAUGUUCAGCAAGACAAUCUGCGCACUGUGUGUGGCAGCUGUGGCGUUCUCGGCUAGCACGGUGGACGCAUCUGCAGAGGUGGCGCAGACGUACGGGCGGCUACACCAGAACUACGGCGGCUACGGCAAGCAAGAUAGCUACGGCAGGGACGACGGCUAUAACAACCGCGACGCGUACGGCAAUCGGAACGGCUACGGGAAGCAAGACAGCUAUGGCAAGCAAGACCGCUAUGGCAAGCGAGACGGGUAUGGCCACCAAGACAGCGACGACUCGCUCGACAGCUAUGACACGCGUGGCGGAUAUGGCAAGCAGAACGGCUAUCGCAACAACGACGGAUACGGCAAGCGAAGUGGGUACGGCGGUGCGCUGGUGGGUACUAGUGGCUACGGAGGCGUGGGAGCUGCCAAGGGAUACGGUACUGCUGGCGCCGGAGCUGGUCUGCAAGGCGGUGCCGGCCUCAACGCAGGCGCUGGUGUGGGCGCCAGAGGCUACGGCGGAUUGGGUGCUGGUGUCGGUGGUAAAGCUGGCGCUGGACUCAAUGUGGGCGCAGGCUUGAAUGCUGGUGUCGGUCUCAACGCCGGUGCGGGACUGAAUGCCGGCGCUGGACUCGGAGCAGGCGUCGGCGGUACAGCUGGUGCGGGUCUCAAUACCGGUGCUCGUCUCGGUGCUGGUGCCGGGCUCAACGCUGGUGCAGGCCUUAACGCGGGAGCGGGUCUGAACGCCGGUGUGAGUGACAAUGCUGUCGGCAAGGCCAAUGGUGGAUACUCCAAGGACACGGGCGCCGCACAGACAGCUACCCAGUCGGGCGGCUACCGUCACUUGCGCGCGUAAAUACCCAGUCCACUGGGUCUCCGGAGCGGAUGAACCGCUCCUGUAGGCCGGUAAUGUGGACUAUCAGGCUGGGACCAUUCGUUGAAACCGGCCACACUCGGACGAUGUGCCGAGAUCUAGCACGGGAAACGUGCUUUACAUGUUCGUUGUAGUAGCUGUCAUGUAUGUAGGGGGUACUCUUCACUGUGUAGAGCGCACUUAAUCCAAACACGACCUG